This is a messenger RNA of Leucoraja erinaceus (little skate), 1584 nucleotides long. RefSeq lists its product as uncharacterized. The transcript is spliced from 10 exons. The coding region runs from base 205 to 1053 and encodes 282 amino acids. NCBI's taxonomy places the organism in Eukaryota, Metazoa, Chordata, Chondrichthyes, Rajiformes, Rajidae. The record is from RefSeq and is a predicted model, not a curated record.
UCAAUAUAUCUCCAAGCACACGCACGCACCCACACACCCAUGCACCCACGCACAUACAUUUACACAAUCAUUCAUCCUUUAGUUAAUGUUAAAUCAGUCAUUUUCAGAAGAAAAACUGGCACGUCCUUCAGACUGUAAAACAAGUGGAAUUGUUUGGAACAACUCAGAAGGAGUUGCCCGGCUAGUUGAUAGCCUGCAGACACCAUGAUGGAUCAGGAACCACAGUCGACUUAUCAACAUGAUUACAAGAAGUUUUCCACCGUGGCCGCUCGACUGGCCAAAGAGAACCCCUCCAAGCCCAAAGCCGACAACCUGACCAUUCCAAUGAGUGAUGUUCGAGAACAAUAUCCCACGACAUAUCUGGAUGACUACAAACCCAUGAGUGAACGCAGAUCACAGCGAAUACCUGAUUUCCAGGAGGUCAAAGUGAGGGGGCACAUCAAUGCUGAGGUUCCCAAGAUCGACCCGUGCAUCCCGACCACCUACAUGGAUCACUACCGAGGAUGCCUGCCUCCCAUCCGGCCCUGUGUGGACUACUGCAGACCCCACAUGAACGCCUACACCGCUUGCAUGGACCGCUACAACUACUACUGCUGUGACCCGUGUGGCUACCAGAUCUGUCCACAAACCAGCUGUACCUACGACACCAACAGGGCAGCGGAGGAUGCCCUAGCCUGCUACAGGUACAAGAAAUGCUUGGAUAGUUUCUACGGACCAUCACCUUUGGCACAGAAUGAGAAGUUUCCACCCGAUGAGAUUGCAGCAAAUCCAUGCCUGUACACAGCUCCAAAUGUCCCGCACUGCAACGGCUACGUGAGGAAAACAUCGUCCAUGCCCCGCAUUCCAGAAGGAGGGAUCAGUAAGAAACUGGAACAGUGCACCAUCUUCCCUGCAGCACAAGUAAGCCAAUUGUCUGGUUUCCCUUCUCAUAAGGUGGACAGCCGGUACUGUCACUAUCCUGGUGUGGUCGCUAACCCCUGUGACCCCUACAUGCGCAUGCCCCGUCGACAGGAAUACAGUUACAGCUGUAACAGGCUGGACAGAACAAGCUAAAUGACAAAGCCACAGAUAAUUAAAACCGUACGGAACAAUGGAAGACUCCAAAGGAUCAGCGAUCAAUUAGACAUUCAACGGCCAUGUUGCCGUUCCCUCUUGGCACGAAUCUUGUGCAGUCCGACACCUAGACCGUAACGUUGUCCUUACCACUUAGUCAAACCCCAUUUACUUACUGCUCCACAAAUUGUCAUUGCCCAUUCCCAGAUAUAAGUUCCUACCAAAUUCUACUCUGCGCUCAAAAAAUCCUUCCAUCCAAUGUUGGCCUCUUUCGCUCUCGCUAACACUCGCGAGCACCAGAGCUCGUUGCAAACAAGAAAAACGAAAGACCCUUCACCACCGCCAAUGAGCCGAGCGUCAAACUAUGACAUUUAUUACCGUGCGCCAACUUAGCGAACGUCGCCCUUGUCAAAAUCCACGUAAACCCAGCCAACACACGUGGCAAAAUGUUCAUCUCUGUUAUGCUUAUCUGUACAAAUCCACCAAUGAAAUAAAUUAAGGGAAACUGGACAAGGGGUUUAAUUCAGUUCA